Messenger RNA from Scylla paramamosain (green mud crab), 3415 nucleotides. RefSeq names its product gamma-tubulin complex component 2-like. Gene Ontology annotation, cellular component: spindle pole; centrosome; gamma-tubulin complex. The record is from RefSeq and is a predicted model, not a curated record. Bases 142 to 2724 code for a protein of 860 amino acids. Gene Ontology annotation, molecular function: microtubule minus-end binding; gamma-tubulin binding. The transcript is spliced from 17 exons. Lineage: Eukaryota; Metazoa; Arthropoda; Malacostraca; Decapoda; Portunidae. Gene Ontology annotation, biological process: meiotic cell cycle; microtubule nucleation; spindle assembly.
GAAUGACUGUUGCAGACGCUGACUUGGGAGCGAGCUUGAACUGCGCGCCAGAAUGAGCGCUGGUUAGGCUGAUCCAAUCCGAUCUUUAUGCCUGGAAAUAUUUUUUUUUAAUUUAAUUCGUCACAUUAGGCGUGUCAGAUCAUGAGUGAAUUUCGCAUCCAUCAUCAAGUGAGUGAACUCUUCUCACUCCUUGGGAUCAAAUCAGAUGCUGCAGAGAGGUACACUGAGCACUUGAGCAACUCUGCAGAACGUAUGGAUAAUGGGCAGGAAUCUGCAGCAAGUGCUGUACAUAUUCUAGCUGAGGCAGCUCCAGAUCCACAGGCCUUUCUCACGAAAUACAAUGAGCUCAAGAGUCGCAAUAUGCGUGACCUAGACCGCUUAGUUGUGGUGCUGAGUGGAUUGGUGCAGGACCCUGGGAUAAGGCAAGCAGUAGAAGGUAGAUCCAGGCUGAGGCUAGAAGAAGAUGGGCUGUCUCUCACAACAGUUCCUUCAGUUCUUGCUGAUAUUGAACAGGCUACCCAGACUACUCUCUCUAGAGAUCAGCUAAAUGAGCUGCGAGAGCGACUACUCCGGGAAUCCCAAGUUAGCCAUGCCCCUAGUGAAGCACUACAAAACAUAGAAAGGAUGAAUGAAUCUAGAGCCCGUCAUCUGGGGCCCACAACCCCGGAGUGGCUGGACAACCGGCCAUAUCUCUCCUUGGACUUUGUCAAGGUGGAACAGAGUCAGGAUGGUGGCAUUUUAGGCAACAUUGCAUCCACAUCCCAAGAGCACCAACUGAUUGAAGAUGUUUUGAAUGUAAUGAUGGGUAUAGAGGGAAUGUACAUCACUGUACAGCUGCCUUCCAAGCAUUAUGAUCCACCUCAGUUUACUGUUGAUACCUCUGUAGAACCUUCUUUGAGGACUCUGGUGAGCCGUAUUCUACCACUUUGUGGCCAUUAUUCACAGCUCACAAGGUUUGUGGAGAGUCGCAGCAGAUACCACCAUGGUCUAGUUAACCAUGCUUUAUCAGCUGCCAUCACAUCCCUCAUUAAGGAUUACAUGUUAUUGGUUACACAAUUGGAGGGACUUCAUCAGCGAUGGGCUCUUACCCUGCACAAAUUGUACUUUUAUGUGGAAAAGACUAUGGCAGUGAUGGAUAUGUUGGCUUCAGUUACCAAAGUCAUUAGCAAGUCUGAUGCUCAUGGUGGUGCUGUUUUAAGCCUUCUUCAUGAUCGCACUACCAAUCUGACUGGUUGUGGCCAACUGCAGGAAGUGAUGCUUUUCCUCACACAGUCUGCUGCUGUUCCAUACAUGGAUAUGUUAACCAAAUGGUUAAAGAGAGGCAUCAUUAAUGAUCCUUAUCAUGAGUUCAUGGUAGUUGACAGGGAGAGUGGAAGUGAGGAAGAUGAAGAGGAAGAUCCUGCUGAUGACUAUUGGGAAAAACGUUACACAACUGUGGCUCAAAACAUUCCCUCAUUCCUGCAACACCAUGCUACUGUCAUUCUUCGUACAGGAAAAUAUCUCAAUGUGAUAAGACAGUCUGAUCAGAGUGUAGUGUGCCCAGAUCCUGGGGUCCUGGUGUAUGGUCUGUGCUCACGCUCCUAUGGUGAACUUAUUGAAAAAACCUACAACUUUGCUUCAAAAAGGAUACUUCAGCUUCUCAUGGAGGAAAAGGAUCUCAUGGGUCGCUUAAGGUCAAUCAAGCACUACUUUCUGCUGGACCAAGGAGACUUUGUUGUGCAGUUAAUGAGUCUCUGCGAGGAAGAGUUGACUAAAAACAUUGAUGAUGUGCUGCCAACAAGACUGGAGUCUUUACUUGAACUGGCACUCAGAACCUCUGCUGCCAACUCUGAUCCCUAUAAAGAUGACAUUGAAUGUGACCUCCAGCCUAUUACUUUAAUGAAUCAAAUGUUGAGGAUCCUCAGCAUUGAGACAGAAGAUGAACGAGAGUACUACCCUCAAGAAGAGAGGCUGCAGCUCACUGGCUUAGAAGGCUUCUCCCUUGGUUACAAAGUCACUUGGCCUCUGUCGUUGGUGCUGGACAAGAAAACUAUUGCCUGUUACCAGAUGAUUUUUAGACACCUGUUUUAUUGCAAGCAUGUUGAACAGUUACUAUGUAGGGUUUGGGUUAGCAACAAGGUUGCCAAGAGCUUCCCUGUGUCUGCAUCUCGAACUUACACUGCUGCAUUUGCUCUGAGGCAACGGAUGCUCAACUUUAUUCAAAAUAUUGAGUACUACAUGAUGUUUGAGGUCAUAGAGCAUAACUGGCAGACCUUCAUAAAUAAAAUGCAGAAGGUGGAGAAUGUGGAUGAUGUGUUAUCUUUCCACAAUGACUUUCUUAGUGGAUGCCUCAAGGACUGCAUGUUAACUUCACCAGAGUUACUGCGCAUAAUUUCAAAGCUCACUUCAAUCUGUGUCAGCUUCGCCAACUUCAUUGAGGACUCGCCAGAACCUGCUGCCACUACCCAUGAAGACAGCCAGAGUUUUGAACAGACUAUAUCUCGUUUUGAACUACAGUUUUCUGGCAUGAUCUACACUCUCAUGGAAAGGAUCCUGGAGAUGGGGAGAGACAGUUACAAUGAUGCUCUUGUAAAUGUAAUAUAUAGGUUGGACCUUAACAUGUAUUACACUAAGAAGCAUGAACAUCUGAGGCUUGUAGCAUCUCCAGAUGCCUCAGUAGAAUGCAAUAGUGGUCCACUUUCAUCGGAAUGUGAAGAAGCAGCUCAAGAUAUGCCACAUCUCUAGAAAAAUUACUGAAGUGUUUUCAUGUUUUACAGCAAUAAACACUGGAAUACAGACUAUUACUACUACUAUCAUGCAGACUCUUAUGAAGGAGAAGACCUAUCUAAUAUGUCUUGUUUUCAAUAGUAAUUGAGUCUGACAAAGAUGACAAAGCCUGAGUUUUAGAAACAUGAAAAUCUGAGGAAAGUAGUGUAGAAGAAAUCUAUCAAUUACUUUCUUGAUAACCAUUAAUAGAAACCUCACCACUCCUGAUAUUAGACAAGACUUGGCCAUAUAUAACAUUAAGAGUUUCUCAGGAUUAGUUCAGCUUCCUUUAUGAUUUAAUUUUUGUUAUUUUUGUAUUCUUGUAUUUAUCAUAUACAAAUUGACCAUUGACCAGCUUGAUUAAUUUUAAUCUGGCAUAUUUUCAGCUGGCUAUAUUCUCUGCCGUGGUCAUGUGAAUAGUUCACUGUGCAUGCCCACAAGUGCCACUGCAGUCAUAACAUGGUACCCCUAUUGUGUGAAUUCUGGCCCUCCCACCCCUCAUGUCAAAAUUGCUCCCAAAAGACAUCUUUGUGCAUGAACAUUAUAGUGAAGGUAUCUUUUUACAUUUUAUAUAUUUUUGACGUCUGUAUGGAGUUAUAUUGGCAGAUUACUAUAGCUCUGUUGUCUGGAAAAUGUUAGAUGUGGACCAAAUAAAGUCAAGCAAUCUUAA